ACUCCCGCUCUCUACAGCCUCACUCAUACUCUUCGCGUGCAAAAAAAAAACCCUUUUUAUUCCCUUUUCCAAGCGGGUUUCCGGUCGGUUUCCCGAUGACUUUCUCGGUCCCCGGACGGUGAAUCAGGUUUCCGGCGUCCGUGUAUACCCAGGGGUUUGCAGUAGAUUCUGAGAUCGAUAAUGGACGCCGAGAAUAAAGCUGAGGUUGCAGUUGCCAGACAGGGACCUAAGAUUGAUACUAAGAUAACGGAACAGGAUGUGCCUCCUCUGGCAGAUGGUACAAAUCGAAAAGUGAAUGCUCCUGUCACUGAUUCUGUUGCCGUUACUGUUACUGCUGCUAAUGGAUCUAGUGUAGUCUUUCCUCAACAAAUUGGUAAUUUUCAGGAAACUCUCCCAAACAACGAUGUUUAUGCAUAUUAUACGCCCGGGUACAACCCAUAUGUGUCUGGGCCGUAUGUGGGAUAUGAUGGACAAUCAUACUAUGCUCCAUCAUAUGGCCCUGAAGCUUGUUAUUCAUGGGAUCCGAUGUAUGCCACAAACUUAGCAAUGGUAAGCGGUAGUACCUCUGAAAACCUGAUGUUGGGACCCUAUGCUCCCGAAAACCCCGACAGCUCUACUCCUGUGAAGACAAAUGCAAAUGGUGCUGUCAAAGUUCCGCUUAAUUCUCAUGCACAAGCAUUUGAACCGCAAAAUAAGGGAAAACAUGCAGCAGGACAACUAAUAUUCGGCAACCAAAAUCAAAGUCAUAGCCCAUAUAGCGGUUUUAUGAACGGUAACGAAAACAGUAGUUCUUGGGUUCAUAGACACCGUUACAGGAAGCCUGGCAGAAAUGAAGUAUCUGAUGCUGCGGUUGAAUUAACCGUUGGUCCAAGGACCUACAUAAAGAAUCCUCCUUCCGAGUCAUCGGUCAAGAAAGACAGUCUCGUUGGACUGACAAUCCGUCGAGAUAUGUUCAACCUCCCUGAUUUUCAGACAGAGUAUGAGGAUGCCAAGUUUUAUGUCAUCAAGUCUUAUAGCGAAGAUGACAUUCACAAGAGUAUCAAAUAUUCUGUGUGGUCGAGUACACCAAAUGGCAAUAAGAAGCUCGAUGCUGCUUUCCGUGACGCCGAAGAAAAAUCAUGUGAGGACAACAAGAAGCGCCCGAUCUUCCUUUUCUUUUCGGUGAAUGCAAGUAGGCAAUUUGUUGGCUUAGCUGAGAUGGUCGGAUAUGUAGAUUUCAAUAAGAACUUAGACUUUUGGCAAGUCGAUAAGUGGUCCGGCUUUUUCCCAGUACAGUGGCACAUUAUCAAGGACAUUCCCAACAGUGAACUUCGCCAUAUCAUUCUCGACAACAAUGAUAACAAGCCAGUAACUCAUACCCGAGAUACUCAGGAGGUAAAACUGAAAGAAGGUCUCCAAAUGCUCGACAUAUUCAAGAAAUAUUCAGCUGAGAUGUCAUUGUUAGAUGACAUGGAUUUCUAUGAAGAACGGGAAAAGGCCCUCAAAGCCAAGAAGGCGAACAAACCCGCUACCCUGCGCAUGGACUUGUACAAAAACAUCGACUAUGAUUAUGAGAGCGGAGAAGACAGCAGGAGAAUGAAUGAAGGCAGAGAAGUUAAUUUGGGAUCGGAAAGCAGUGAUACAACACCGUCUUCUCUCAUCAAUCUCACCGAGAAUCUCUCGCUAACAGGCUGCUCGAGUUCAAAGAACAAUGGCAUGAAGAAUGAGGGCGAGACGGCUUGAGAAAUUUUGGGUCAUAGCUUCUUUUUCUGAGACAGUUUGAGUUCAUGUUUCUGGAUUCUGGUUUCUUGUUUUUGUCCUGUUCCUGUUUUCUGCAACUUCUUUCCCAGUGAUGUUGGUUUGGUUGGCUUGGGAGCCACAAAACUCAUUUUAUUUUACAAUAAAUGAAUAAAUGUUUCCCUAUGGGGGUUAUAAUUUCA
Tarenaya hassleriana is the source of this 1919-nucleotide messenger RNA. Its product is annotated as YTH domain-containing family protein 2-like. The coding region runs from base 181 to 1722 and encodes 513 amino acids. The record is from RefSeq and is a predicted model, not a curated record. Lineage: Eukaryota; Viridiplantae; Streptophyta; Magnoliopsida; Brassicales; Cleomaceae. The transcript is spliced from 10 exons. Gene Ontology annotation, biological process: mRNA destabilization. Gene Ontology annotation, molecular function: mRNA binding. Gene Ontology annotation, cellular component: cytoplasm.